This is a messenger RNA of Orcinus orca (killer whale), 2592 nucleotides long. It is a transcript of the gene SEC22B, whose product is annotated as SEC22 homolog B, vesicle trafficking protein. The transcript has 5 exons. Gene Ontology annotation, molecular function: SNAP receptor activity. Gene Ontology annotation, biological process: endoplasmic reticulum to Golgi vesicle-mediated transport; vesicle fusion with Golgi apparatus; retrograde vesicle-mediated transport, Golgi to endoplasmic reticulum. Gene Ontology annotation, cellular component: SNARE complex; endoplasmic reticulum-Golgi intermediate compartment; Golgi membrane. NCBI's taxonomy places the organism in Eukaryota, Metazoa, Chordata, Mammalia, Artiodactyla, Delphinidae. The record is from RefSeq and is a predicted model, not a curated record. Bases 156 to 803 code for a protein of 215 amino acids.
UGGAGCUUGUUUCCGGCCACCUCAGCGGGAAUCGGAGACGCGAGCAGCUGGGUCUUUGGGAACUGAGGUAGAGGUAUAACUGUUGUCGCGGCGGAGCAAGUGAAGACGCACCUACGGCCGUCCGGGCCAGUGUUGAGUUUCCGUAGCCUGUGAAGAUGGUGUUGCUCACGAUGAUCGCCCGAGUGGCGGACGGGCUCCCGUUGGCCGCCUCGAUGCAGGAGGACGAACAGUCUGGCCGGGACCUUCAACAGUACCAGAGUCAGGCUAAGCAACUCUUUCGAAAGUUGAAUGAACAGUCCCCUACCAGAUGCACCUUGGAAGCUGGUGCCAUGACUUUUCACUACAUUAUUGAACAGGGGGUGUGUUAUUUGGUUCUGUGUGAAGCUGCCUUCCCUAAAAAGUUGGCUUUUGCCUACCUAGAAGAUUUACAUUCAGAGUUUGAUGAACAGCAUGGGAAGAAGGUGCCAACUGUGUCUAGACCCUAUUCCUUUAUUGAGUUCGAUACCUACAUUCAGAAAACCAAGAAGCUUUACAUUGACAGUCGUGCUCGGAGAAACCUAGGCUCCAUCAACACUGAAUUGCAAGAUGUGCAGAGGAUCAUGGUGGCCAAUAUUGAAGAAGUGCUACAACGGGGAGAAGCUCUCUCAGCAUUGGAUUCGAAGGCUAACAAUUUGUCCAGUCUGUCCAAGAAAUACCGCCAGGAUGCGAAGUACUUGAACAUGCGUUCCACUUACGCCAAACUUGCAGCAGUAGCUGUAUUUUUCAUCAUGUUAAUAGUGUAUGUGAGAUUCUGGUGGCUGUGAAGUAGUGAAUCCAGUCACUGGCAAGGAAGAACCUAGAACCCAGCAGGUGUAUGUUUUCAGGAAGCUGAGCUCACAGAGAUGCGUAUUAGAAUCCAAGUGGAACUUCUGCCUCUAAAGACCUUGCAAGGAAAGACAUGUCCUGAAAAUGAAAGAUUACGCCUCAUUUAAUGAAGCUUAGCCCUAUGUAGAAAGUGUCUUUUGGGGGCAGAGGCUUUCUCUGGGUGCUAAGCCAUAUAUGUUAGGGAACAGUAGAUUGUUUUAUUUGUUUUUUUCCCUCCCAGUGUUUUACAUUUUUAAAACAGCACUGACUGGGCAUUCUCAUCUCUAAUGGAGCCGUCAGUGAGGUUUGGCUUAACCAACCUGUGCUAGCAACAGUCUGAAAUCCCUUCAGAGAAGGCAGCCCUUUGGAAAGUUUUUGGACUCUGUUUAAUCAACAUUCCGUUUGUUGGUGACACUUGUGAUUUUUCAGGAAUCUGAGUUGUUGAUGGCCUUUUAAACAAGACUCCAGUAUGUGAAGGUUAAUUGCUGUGCUGCAAGAGAUCCUGUCUAUUGGCCCCUGUAGGAAGUUAACCUUUGUUGUUUUCCAUUUAUGAUGUUUUGCUUAUUGCACAAUUGCUUUAGGGUUAAAUGAAUUAUAUUGAUGCCUUGAAAUUAUAGCACUCCGUGAUUAAGAAGCUAAAAUGUUUUCUGUCAUUUACUCCUUAAAAGACUUAAAUGUUUUGUUUGGGACAUUCUGAAUUUUAUUUUUCCGCAUCUGGUUUAUAUUAAUCUAAGAGUGAAUGUAGCAUACUGAUAGCCAGAGGCCCCUGACUUAGUGACAAAGAGAGGCCGGCUCAUGACUACAGCUUUGUCCUGCCCUUUUCUCACUUUUUCUCCACUACGAUUUUCCCCACUCUUCCUCCUGCCACAAUUUGCUAACAUUUUUUAAAUUCCUCUAUGUCCAAUAGUUUCAUGUCCCUCUCAGGAUAUCCUCAAAUUUCAAAAUGGAAAAUAUUCAGUUGCGUAGUUAAUUAAAUUGAAAUUUUUCAGAGCAACUACUCAAACUACUAAACACAUUUAUCUGAGAAAAUCUGAGAGCACCUUGUAUCUGCUUCAGUUAUGUAAUUCUCUGAGAAUGUUCCAGAAAUAGGUAACUCAUUUACAGUAGCUUCUAUUAACAAAUAAAAGUACCUAUGAUUUUUCCCUUUUUUGCUCAGGGAUAAUGGGAAUUUCCUUUUACCUUCUGAGGUAGAAUUUUUUUAAAUGGGGAGAAUAGGCCUUUUAAAUAUUGUCACAAGGGUCUACAAUAUAACCUAUAAUUACUACACAUACUGCAAACAUUUCUUUAAAUUGUACAGGAAAAUGAGCCUACUUCUUAAAAUCUUUGGAAAGAACUUUAACCAGUAAGCAAUUUUAUAACUCAGGAUCAUCAAACCUACUGUUCUGAUUCCUGAUAGAGAAAAAAAAUUCUGUUUCUUUAAAACAAGGCAAGGAGAAAUGCUUAUUUUAUUCCUGAUAAUUUACAGAACUAGAAUAAAACUUUUUUCUUUCCAUUUUGGACCUAUGUCUGCCAAUUGGAGUUUUGUGCAUGAAAUAAGAAGUUACUUUUUAUAGCGAAUAAGUGCUUUGAAGUCCCUAAAAGGCUUAUCCUAAGUAAUGAUAUUGGUAAUAAAAGCCUUUGAAAGGCUGAAAACCUAAGUAUUGGUACCAUAGCAUUUGGUACUUUUGUAGGAGUGGAGAGUGGCAGCUCGUUGAGAGUUGCCUGCUGCAACCAAGUAGUCAGCAAUGAAAUAAAUACUUCUAGAAUGUU